CAUUCAAGAUGAAAAGAUUUAGAUCUGUUCUUUAAUCUGCAGGUUACUCCUUACAUGGGCACGUGAUCAGUGUGUGUAACAGCAAAGAUGUGGAGUGUGGAUUGCGGUGUUUGAGAAACGAGAGAUGUCGAUCAUAUAACUGUUUUCGUGCUCAGAGCCUCGGUUCCAUGUGCUAUUUAAACAACGAAACAAGAAGGUCCAAACCAAAAGACUUUGUGGCAAAUCAGGGUGUAACCUACUUUGAAGUACUGCAGCUGCAGGUCAUAAACUCAAAUUUUGUUCGUGAAGACCUUGGGAGAUGGAGUCAUCAACAGAAUAACUCUGGAUCUAGUGGAACCAUCAACCAAUCAGAAAAUAUUGGAUCGAGCUCCUCCUCACCUGGCGACUCCUGUAAACACAUUCGUGAGUCAAGAGAUUCCCUGGAAGACGGGGAGUACUGGAUCGACCCUGAGAAAAAUGGAAACCCUUUGAAAGUUUUCUGUGACAUGACAACCGACGGAGGUGGCUGGCUUCUUGUCGCUAACUUGGAGAUGCUCAGCUCUAAACCGCCCAAGAAAUGGACCACUGAGACAUCAUACCGCGGGAUCAGCAACUUUGCCAACAACGAAAUGGGUAUCAGACUGAGCGCCAUGAAAGAACUCAGAAGCCACUUGUCUUUCACUCAACUAAGAUUCUACUGCAGCAAACAACAAGGACGCACUUUCCACGUGACAACAGCUGCUAACAGCUCUGGUGAAGCUGUGGUCCAGUACUUCAGCGGCCAGACGGACGUUCUCCCCUCUUCUUGCAACUCGUUUGAAAGAAUGCAGGGAGAUAACUCCCGAUUAGCUUCAAAGUGUGAUAGAUGGGGAAAUGACGGCUCAAAAUACGCUGGAAAGUGGGGACAUCAUAAACACCGUGGAGAGCGUAGGAUGUACAAUCACGCAGCUUUCAUUCCAGAAGAAUAUCAUUGGGUGGCCGUUUUGGGUAAAUGGUGGUGUGAUGAUGAUAAUGGAAGUAAUUUAAUAGCGAUAUCACCCGGUGAUGUUUGGAAAGUUUAUGUGCGUUGAAAUUCCGAGUGCAUAUGCCUGUUUCCAUGAGGGCACCUCGUAAACAGGAUCAACUAUCCGUCAGGAAACCCAUACAAAACACCUCUUGAUUCCUGAGCCGUUCCUUGCACAGUUGUAGAUCACAGCCAAACAGUACAUGUCCAUCGAUCUGGCAAUGGUCCAAACUUCUUCAUCGGGAAAAAAGUCAAAAACCUAACAAAUCGUUCAUUACAUGUAGGAACCACCUGUUGACCAACGAGAUCUUGGAAUUUUGUACACUGUAAGAAAUUUGUAAAUAGUUUUUUAGUUUUAAGUCUGUUUAAAUUCCAUUUAGCCCUCAAUCUACAUAAUUUUGUGCACCAAUUAAUGGUAGGUGUAUUUUCAGGCUAUUUCAGAACGUGAAGUCAUCCGCAAUGAUGGCGUUCAAGAUGGCUGCCAUCCUUGAUUUUACGAAAAUUUCCAUUUAACCGAAAUAUGACGUAACACAACCGAACUCAUUUCAUGGAAUCAGAUCUUGUAGCCAUGGCAAUAUCAGUCCAAGAAAAUCCUCUUUCGCUAAGAGUUAAAAUAAAAUCUUCAGAAGAUUAGUCUGGAUAAAAGGGAAGCGAAGCUAAAAUUGUUGUUAAGAAUCAGUUUGCCUUACCAAUUAAACUGACAAGAAGACCUCCAGUAACCCAAUGGUUCAAGGUCUAAGCCCUUUGUUUUGUAUGCUAUUCACAAGGGAAUAUUCAAUUCAAAGUGUUUGCAAAGUUAUGUUGGUCCGGGUACAAACUUGAGGUAAAUUUGGAAAGUACUACUGUGACAAACUAUUACAAAAAUUCUCGAAUGUGAUUGGUUAUCACCAGCCCGAUUUGAGUACUUAUAGGACAGUAUACGCGUCAUGCUUGUAAUAAGACAGUGUAAUAGGACAGUUAAAGGGGCAAUUAACACGUCAUGCCUGUGAAAGUGGACAGAACACGUCAUGUGCGUGCGGUGUUGUCUCGCAUUUCGACGGGUUAACUGUUGCCAGUUUUUAUGAAAACUUAUAACCGAUAUCUACUUUCUUUUCUCAAAUUUUAUCACAUUUUUUAUUUAUUGGUAACAGGCCUUCUUGUCGUGCAAUUCUGUCUAUAAUCACAUUCGAUAAUCGGACUAACAAAUCGGACUCCCGCUCCGAGAUGGUCCAAUUUUGUUGAUCACUCGUAUGAUAACAGACCGAAUUGGACUCCACUCGGUCCUAUUACCAUAAUAAAUUCCCUUCUAAAGUAAGGUAAAA
Pocillopora damicornis (cauliflower coral) is the source of this 2283-nucleotide messenger RNA. RefSeq lists its product as uncharacterized. NCBI's taxonomy places the organism in Eukaryota, Metazoa, Cnidaria, Anthozoa, Scleractinia, Pocilloporidae. Gene Ontology annotation, molecular function: oligosaccharide binding; extracellular matrix structural constituent. The record is from RefSeq and is a predicted model, not a curated record.